CGACACAACACUCAUAGACAGAAUAAGCCACUAAGAAGAUUUGCUUGAUCACUUCUGUUUCAUUGUUUCACACAGGGGAAUAACAGGGGAAAACAGGCAAUCUAACAACAUUUCUACGGAUCAGGCUGUUAGCUCUGCUCUCAUCGACUGUAAACUAUAACUUGAUUAGACCCAAAACUGGCAUAUCUCAGUACGCUUUUCAGUGCAGAGGUUGCGCCGACAGGAGAGACAACGCGAAAAAUGAAGUUUGUGGCUUAUCUUUUUUGUUUGGUCCUUCUGACCUCACUGACGGAUGCAUCUCCAGUCAUCAAAGAGAGCUUAGCCAAGCAGCUUCUCCGCACCAAGAGGCAGAAGGCUGGACACCCUGAUGAGCCGAUGAGGGAACACAUGUUGCAUAUGCAGAGACUGGAGCAGAGGGCCCGCGAGACUAACCUGGAACACUGGCUCAACCCUCACUGCUUCCCACGCUGUGACCGCAACUAUGGCUACCCAGUCUAAGCGUCUGAUCUCACGGCGAAAACGACGACGACUGGAGCCAAUGUAACGAUAGAUGAUGCUGACGGAAAGGAGAGAUGAAGUCUGGAGACAGUCACUUGACUCAUUGAGAUGUCCGCUGACGGCCUCUACGGGGAAUUUGCAAUCCUUAAAUAAAUAUGGGUCAACUUUUGUCAUCAGCUAGCCUUUAACAUUUGCCGUAUUGGCUCUUGAUGCAAUAGACCUUCAAUUCUGUAUUUAGUCUUAUUUUUUCCUUUCUUUUUUUUCUACUCAAAAUAAAAGCAUACAUUGGUUUAAUAAAGGCAUAUUAGAAAAAAUAUGAAUUCAUUCAGCGUGUGUUCCACAUUUGGGCGCUUGGGUUUUAAGAAAGGACAAAGGCUAGCCUGUAGGUCAAGGUUUUUGUAUUUGAAGAUGAAAGAAUAUUAGAGAGUCUAUUUGCCAGUUUACCGUCUCACCAGGUCCCGCAUGAGAGUCUGUCAAACGUCCUGAAUUUGCGAAUAACUAAGAAUAAAUUGGAGGGCUGUAACUGAGCUAAUAAGUUCAUAUAUUAUUUGUUAGGGUGGAGCAAAAAGAAAAUUGAAACGUGCCAACCGGUCCUGUGUUGCAUUUCCCGUGCAAUGACGUUGCCGUUUAUCAUAGGAAAUAAAAUCGAAAACGCCCACAGUU
Alosa alosa (allis shad) is the source of this 1161-nucleotide messenger RNA. RefSeq names its product chromosome 7 C17orf67 homolog (gene c7h17orf67). The transcript has 5 exons. Lineage: Eukaryota; Metazoa; Chordata; Actinopteri; Clupeiformes; Clupeidae. The record is from RefSeq and is a predicted model, not a curated record. Bases 241 to 498 code for a protein of 85 amino acids.